Molecule: messenger RNA, 1626 nt
Organism: Sporisorium graminicola
Lineage: Eukaryota; Fungi; Basidiomycota; Ustilaginomycetes; Ustilaginales; Ustilaginaceae
Exons: 1
Coding region: 1-1626 (541 amino acids)
Molecular function (GO): zinc ion binding
Source: RefSeq, a predicted model, not a curated record
AUGUCACGAGCUUCGUGGAGCAGCAUCGGCUCUGACGCCGAGGUGCAACAUCACUUCGAUCAGCCAUCCGACCACGACCCGCGUCUCUGCGUCAAUCGAAACGGAAACGAGCAAGAUAAACGCUUCGACGACGAUGGCUACAACGAUACUCUUUCCAGCCAUGGUACGGAGGCGGAAUCGGUAGAGGGAUUUUUCGACAGCGUCGACGCAACUUCUGCGGAUUCGCCGCAUGCACCGCCCGCUCCAUCCGCAACUCAGUAUGACUUCCUUGACGAUGAUGCCGAUCAUCAAUCGAACCAGGCCAUCUGUCGCAUCUGCCUCGAAUCUGCAGCAAGCGAUGGCUACGGCGGCGAAUCUCUGGGUCGCCUCCUCUCGCCCUGCCGAUGCAAAGGCACCAUGAAGUACGUUCACGCCACUUGCCUCGACCAGUGGAGAGCGGCUUCAGCACGAUCAUUGUCCGCGGUCGCAUGCGACCAGUGCGGUGCUCCCUACCGCUUUCGAAAGUCCAAGUUUGUCGGUCUGGCGACUUCGCCCACUCUACUCUUCAUCGUCAGUCUCUUCCUCUUCCUCUUGCUCAUCUGGACGACCGGCGUCGUCGCCACCUUCUUCAUGGACAUCUACGAUCAGCCAGCUGCUACCGAGCCCUCGCGCUCUUCCCAGAAAGCUAAGCCUGGGAGCUGGUGGCCGUGGCGAGCUUCGGUUCUGGAUCACGACACCAGUCUUGCUUCCGUAGAAUCGGAUGCGUGGUCUCAUCUCGAUGCAGACUACACACCCGGCCUGUGGAGCUACAGCAACCUCAUGUACGAGCCCGCAGCCUACGCCAAGCUCAUCAAGCAAGCCGUGCGCUCCUUCGCUUCAGGAGAGGCCGUCGAUGCGGUUCGAGAAGUCGUGGGUCUGCAGGAUGUGGCGGAAGCGCCACAGAUUGAACAGCAAGAGCCACAGGAGGAGCGGGGCUUUUGGUCGUCGCUCAAGUACGAAUGGAUGUACGGCGACGGUGGUUUGUGGGAGAAGAAGGCUUCUUCACCCUCUCCUGCAGCACUGCCUUCUCAAGACGCUUCUACAUCUCACAGUGGAAGCGCCGACGCUCACGUGACGCAAUCGAAAGCUCGAGAAAGGUAUGACGCCAGAGCCGCUUUGGAUGUCAACGAUAAGAACGCCAAAGAACGUCGUCGCAAGAAAACUGCGACAAAGACUCGACGAUCCAAGCCCAGCCAGAUCGAGCCACAAGGCUGGCUGAACAAGCUUUUGGUCCAGUUCUCAGUCGGUUUCUCUCUUGUUGGCAUCAUCUCGUUUGUCAAUUUGCUCGUGGGAGCCUCGUUUAUCGGCCCCAUCAACCUACACAAUUUCGGUCUUGGCAGGUCCUUUGCCCGCAUGACGUCCGGUGGUAGAGGCCGCAACACGAACCAGGAUGGCGUCAGCAUCGCCUCGAUCCUCAUUGUACUGCUCGUCGUCAUUGGCGUGGUCAGAGCAUUGCACGUGGUGUAUAAGCUGGUGCGCAAGGGGGCAAGGAGAGGGCUGAGCAAGCUCGAGGAUGUCAUUGUCGACUGGAACUACGAAGGCGAUGCUGACGGGGCGACGGGUGACGUCGUUGCUGCUACAUCAGAAAGCGCGGACCAAGUACAGUAA